GCAUGCUGUAAAAAACAUGGCAGCUCUUCGCUGGGGCAUAUGUAGCGCUGGAAAAGUUUCUCAUGACUUUUUGGUUGGCUUGAAGGCUCUCCCUGAGACCUCACACUCCAUACUAGCUGUUGCAGCACGCUCACUGGAAUCUGCCCAAGCCUUUGCCACUAAACACUCCAUACCACAAGCAUAUGGAUCUUAUGAGGAGCUGGCCAAGGACCCACAACUUGAUGUGAUUUAUAUUGGAACAAUUACUCCAUCUCAUUUGAGCUGUGCAAAGAUGAUGGUAGAGGCUGGUAAGGCUGUCCUUUGUGAGAAACCACUGACAAUGAAUUCUGAGGAAACCAAACAAUUAAUUGCUUUUGCAAGAGAAAAAAAUGUGUUCCUAAUGGAAGCAAUUUGGAUGAGGUUUUUCCCAGCUAUGUUUGAGUUGCGUCGUCUGAUUGCUAGUGGCUCGAUCGGUGACAUCAAUUAUGUGAACGUCUCUUUUGGUUUUCGUUUAAAACCAGAAGCAAGAGGUCUCAUAGAUCCAAAACUAGGAGGAGGUGCAACAUUAUGCAUCGGCGUAUAUGCCAUCAGUUUUACCUCAAUGGUUUUUGGAGGGGAAAAACCAGAAAAGAUACACGCAGAGGGAACCCUCAGUGAUGAAGGAACAGAUAACCUAGCAGCUGUUACCAUUACAUAUCCAGGAGGUCGUAUUGCUCAAUUGUCUUUUAGUAUAAAGGAUACUCUACCUUGUGAAGCUUUUGUUUAUGGUACCAAGGGGCAAUUGAAGGUACCCAAAAGGUUCUGGUGUCCAACAAAACUUGAGACACCUGAAGGUACUAAAGAGUUCCCACUGCCAAAGCCCUACCAGCCAAGUGAGCCAACAAACUUUACCAAUAGUGUGGGCAUGUGCUACGAGGCUGAGGAGAUACGCCGCUGUCUUCAAGAAGGGAAGAAGGAAAGUGACAUAAUGCCAUUGAAUGAGACCCAACUGGUUGCUGAUAUCAUGGAUGAUAUCAUGAAGCAGCUCGGCGUAAUUUAUUUCAAAUAAAAUUUUGAAAGAGUAGUGGUUGCAUUUAAACAAUAAUAAUAAUAACUGUGACUACUUUUUGAAUUUGUCAAAAUAAUUAUCCACAACGGAGUUUUAAAUGUGA
This is a messenger RNA of Amphimedon queenslandica, 1130 nucleotides long. RefSeq names its product trans-1,2-dihydrobenzene-1,2-diol dehydrogenase-like. The record is from RefSeq and is a predicted model, not a curated record. Bases 17 to 1027 code for a protein of 336 amino acids. The transcript has 2 exons. Gene Ontology annotation, molecular function: nucleotide binding. NCBI's taxonomy places the organism in Eukaryota, Metazoa, Porifera, Demospongiae, Haplosclerida, Niphatidae.